GUAAAAUGCAAUCCAUGUGGAUCUUCGUUUUAUUGGCGUCCACCGCAUCCCUUGUGCUGUGCUCCGAGUACGAGGAAUACGAAACACCAGUGGACAGCUACGAGAUGGCGGAUUACAUGUCUAAGCAUGCUGCAAUUCUGAUCCCACGACGUCUAGUACUAACCCAAGACGUAACGCCACUAGAGAGCAUCCAGUCGAGAAUUCUGAAGAGAAGAGCUAUGCCAGAAGAUGGCUUCAAAAAACGUGCAACACCAUCUGCUGACCGACUCGCCGCAAUUCCCCGUUCAGGUUUAAUGAUCUCUGGUCGUGGAUGGAUGCCAGGAUUUGUGGAUCAGCCGCGUGUUUUUAAACGAUCACUGUCCCUGCAUAAUAUUUUGGUACGACCGAUGAACGUUCCCGUAAACUAAUCUACUUUUUCUUCAUCGCAUCACUUCAUUUCUUACUUCAACUCGCCCCAAAUCCAGUGUCCAACAUUCCAUGCGUGCAAAAACAAAACUGUCAACACAAAAACAACAUUUGAAAUGCCCCCCUCUUCAUCAAAGUCAAUUCCAUUUAAAUUAUGAGUAAUACGUCAUCUUUCCAAUAAAUCGUUGUGUUAU
Molecule: messenger RNA, 599 nt
Organism: Caenorhabditis elegans
Lineage: Eukaryota; Metazoa; Nematoda; Chromadorea; Rhabditida; Rhabditidae
Gene: nssp-89
Product: Neuropeptide-Like Protein
Exons: 5
Coding region: 6-407 (133 amino acids)
Source: RefSeq, marked reviewed